GCGGCGGUGAAGGAAGAGAGAGCGGUGGGGAAGGAAGAAAGAGCGGUGGGGAAGGAAGAGAGAGCGGUGGGGAUGCGUGGCGUGCGGAGCUGCCUUGCUACCUCAGCAACGUGCGGCGUGAGACGUCCUGAGAAGGCGGUGGAGGUGCGUGCUGGGAUCGUUCGGCUCAACGUUUGCGCCAUUAUUGUUCACACUCAACAACAACAACAAAACCCCGCGUGAAAUAUUUGCACUUCCAAUUUUUUUUUCAAAAAAAUCUUUAUUUAAAUAUUCCUUUUUUUCCUUUAAACUCAAGCACGCGCGUAAACCACGCAUCCCACGGAUGACGUAGGGAAAGUCUUGGCAGCGCCAGGGGCUAGAAUAAUAAUUAUAUUAUAUUUCCUUUUUUGUGUUUUUACCAAAGUAAGCCAUGCUCCUGGGUACUCCGCCGUCUGCGUUGAUGUCUCCACCGCGAGACUCGACCGCUCGCUCCACCACCACCACCACCCUGAGCUACCACCACCACCACCAUCAUCACCAUCGCCUCUUCCUGCUCAUCAUCAUCCUCAUCCUCUCCUACGCGGCCGCUGCUCUCGCCGGCGUCUCGGCCAACCCAUCACCGUCACCCACGUCCACUCCACCACCUCCACCUCCCAAUCCCCGUCCACCGCGGACUGACGGCACCACCAGCGGACCCGUGCGAGCUGCCAGCAGCCACCCGAUGUUGUUCUUCGGCGCCGAGGAGGCGCAGGCGAUGAGGAGGCGCGCGGCGGCGUCGCACGCCCCGCACGCCGCCCGGCUGCGGGAGGCCGCCCGCGAGAUGCUCGCGGCGCCCCGCGACUUCGUGCCGCCACGGGAGCCGUCGCUCUUCUCGGCGCAGUGGAACGAAGCCUUCGGGAACAACCUGGGGGCCCUCUCCUUCUACUGCUUCCUCUACCCCAACCACACGCGCGCCCUGCACCUCGCCCUGCACUACAUGGACGCGAUGGCGGUGCAGCCCAGCUGGUUGGUGCGAGGCGACCCGGCCGACGAGGUGCCCAUGGCCCACUCCCUCGUCGGCUUCGCCACCGCCUUCGACCUCCUGCACGGGCGCCUGGGGCCCGCGCGCCGCUCCCUCUACCUGGACGCGAUCGUGGCGGCCGCUGGCUACAUGUACGAGCGCUCGUUCGACCGCGGCUGGGGCCAGCAGUACCUGCACAACCACCAGCCGACCAACUGCGUGGCGCUGCUCACCGCCGGCCUCGUCGUCAUGGCCCAGGGCCACCUGAACGACGCCUACCUGUGGCUGAGCCAGGCGGUGCUGGUGAUGGAGCGAGCCCUGCUGCUCCUGCGCGAGGUGCGCGACGGCUCCCUGCACGAGGGCGUCGCGUACGCCUCCUACUCGACGCGCUCGCUCCUGCAGUACGUCCACCUGUUGCUGCGCCACCUCGCCGUCGACCACACCGGCCAUCCCUGGCUGCGGCAGCACUUCGCCUUCCUCUACCGCACCAUCCUGCCCGGCUUCCAGCGCACGGUCGGGAUCGCCGACUCGAACUACAACUGGUUCUACGGCCCCGAGAGCCAACUGGCCUUCCUCGACGCCUUUGUGAUGCGCAAUGGCAGCGGCAACUGGCUGGCCGACAUGAUCCGCAAGCACCGGCCGGCGGCGGGACCCGGGGCACCCUCCCGCAGCCAGCGCUGGACCACGCUGCACACAGAGUUCAUCUGGUUCGACGCGUCGCUGACCCCGCGGCCGCCCCCGGACUUCGGCUCACCGCGGCUCCACAUCUUCCACGACUGGGGCGUGGCGACCUACGGCGCGGCGCAGCCCGCGGGCGCCAACGCCUCCUUCUUCUCAUUCAAGUCGGGCAAGAUCGGCGGGCGCGCCAUCUACGACAUCGUUCACGCCAAGCGUUACGCGGCCUGGGUGCACGGCUGGCGCAACUUCAACCCGGGCCACGAGCACCCGGACCAGAACUCGUUCGUGUUCGUGCCGAGCCGCGGCGGCGCCGGCGGCGGGGGCGGCGGCGCGGCGCCGCCGCCGGCGGCCUGCGUGACGGAGGCCCUCUACGGGCCCAAGUACACCUUCCUCAACAACGGCCUCAUGUUCUCCCCGCCCGCCGCUCCGGACGUGUGCUUCCCGCCGUGGCAGGGCCAGGUGACGGAGAGCUGCGACUCCAAGUGGAUGCGCUACAAGCGCGGCGCCGCGGGCGACGCUCACGGCCGCCUGGAGCGCGCCCAGGAGCGCGGCGGCGUGGUGUUCGCGCGGGGGGAGGCCGCGGGGGCCUACGACGCGGCGCUGGGGCUCGCCAGCGUGCAGCGGAGCGCGCUGCUGCUGCGGCCCGACCUGCUGCUCGUCGUCGAUCACGUGCGGCGGCGCCCGGGCUCGCGCGCCUCCCGCAUGCGAGCGUUCUUCAACAACGUGGACGCCGGAUUCCGCCCCGUGGCGGUGGGGGCGCUGAACGGAGCGGCGGUGGCGGCGCCGGCGGGCGGCGACGGCGGCGGCGUUACCGCGGAGGCGUGCCGGAUGUUCUGGGUGGACGACGCCGGGGUGAGCGCGCGCGGAAAGCUCAGCGACAGCCCCUUCCGGUCGAACCACUCGUUUGCGGGGAGCUACCUGGCGAGCGUGGUGACGCCCCUGCGCGGGGCCGUGACGCGCGCCGCCUUCGUCUUCCUAGGGCCGUCGCUGUCGCUGCGCAGCCUCAAGGUCAUCCCGCGCAACGACUCCGUCACGGUGUACGUCAUCGCCAACUCGGUGCUCUACACCGUCUACCUGCGCACCGACGAGGCCACGGCGCCCACCGACGGCGGCGCCGGCGGCGGCGUCGGUCACGGCGGUGCCGUGGCGAUGGUGUCCACGGACAGGAACACGGUGUUUUUCGACGGUGGAGCGGAGCUCCCGGAGGAGCGCCCCGCGGAGGACGAGGCCGCCGUCGAGGAUUACGAGGCCGCCGUCGACAGGACCUUGGAGAGGCUGAGGGACACCUUCAGGGAACUCGACGAGCGCAGGAACCCCCGGAAGCCUGGGCCGCCUGGGCCGCCUGGGGGCAACCGACCUCGGGGUGGCUCCCGGAGGACCGCGGAGAAACGCGGGAGCGGCGGCGGCGGCAACCGGGAGAGGCCCCCGAAGCGCCCGCGCGCGAGCAGAACCCGCGACGACGGUGACCACGGCGGUGACGCGGCACGCAAACCCGCGCAGGAGAACAACCUGCGCGCCGACUUCGGUGACUCGGACUUCAUCGACACGGCCGAGAUGCACGACCGGGGCCUCCCGCGCUGGGAGUUGAACCCGGGCGAGGAUGGCGAGGAGGACGACGCGGCUCCUCCAUCGACGCCCGGGGAAGGCGGCGCUCGGGGUCGGGGCGACCGGCUGCCCGAGCUGCGGCCCGGGCCGGCCGACGCGGCCGUGGCCGCCGCGGCCCCAGGGGGAGGCUUCCGGAACGAGCCGGAGGCGGCGGGGCGGUCGGAGCGCCGAGCGGCCGCCGUUGCGCCCGUGCCGUACGCGCGGAUAUUCCUGCUCGCCAACGCGUGCGGCUUUGCGGCGCUGCUCGUGGCGCAGCUGCGCUGCGCCGGGCGCCACUGGGUGCUGCACAACCACAGGGUGCUGUACGCGCUGCUCAUCGCGGACAGCGUCGCCAUCUUCGGCAUCUACUCCACGUGCUCCAGGACCGACUGCUAGCGGUGACAUCCAACGAGUCGCGUGGCAACAUCGCCCCACCGCCGCCUACUGGCUUCACGAAUGCCAACUCGCAAGCCGCCGCUGCGCGUUCACCCUUCGCCGCGGAGAGACAGCUGCCACCGGGGCGUCCCGCAUGGCGAGACUUCCGCAGUGAGAGUCAACGUGUACCGCACCGGAGGCGCGGCUUAAAUGAUGAAUUACGAUGACGACGAUGAGCCGAGUGUGACGCCGGACGCAUCGUAUUUUCUAGGUCAUACAAACUCAUCUCCAUUGCUGCCAACUGAGGUCGUGCUGGAAAUUCCACGUUACCAUGGUAGGGGCCCGUGACUCCAUGGGAUGACCGCUGUUGACUUCCGACAAAGUAGUGCUGCUCGUAUUGUUGAUCUCAUGGGAAUGACGGCGACGACGAUGAUAAUGACGAUGAUGGUCAACCUCUGGUAUUUGAACUCAUGACCUCAUGAUUGUGAUUUGAGCACUCUGGCCUUAAGGAAAAUUCUAAGUAAAAUAAAGUAAUGUACAAGUGUGAGAUAUGGACGAAACGUUCGUGUGCAAAGAGCAAAUUAUUUUAUUGUUGUGUUGCAGAUAAAAUAAAUAAAUCUAUUUUUAUUU
Molecule: messenger RNA, 4246 nt
Organism: Petromyzon marinus (sea lamprey)
Lineage: Eukaryota; Metazoa; Chordata; Hyperoartia; Petromyzontiformes; Petromyzontidae
Gene: DSE
Product: dermatan sulfate epimerase
Molecular function (GO): chondroitin-glucuronate 5-epimerase activity
Source: RefSeq, a predicted model, not a curated record